AGGUCCAUCGAUUCGCUCGACACUUGUUCAUCCCGAAUACGAAAAUAUAGAAGUAGAAACCAAGCAAUUUUCGUUUUCUUUGCCUAGCGUUCCCUCGGCAUAAAGCUUGCUUCAUAAGUAUUUGCUUGAUAAGCGACAAAGAAACUUUUUCAAUCUUCUCUCAUUUUUUUCAUCCGUUUUUACAUCAAGAUCAUGUCGUCCAGCUCGAUGUUCGCGCUGACCAAUUACUCCACAUUUGUGGAGACACACCCAGCGAUGACGCUGCACCACCUCCUGCAGUCUUCGGUAACGCCCAUGUUUCAAGGUUGCGGGGCUUACCAGGCCCAAACCACCGAGGCGCAGCAGUACGCGACGAUCAACUACUAUGGAUGUGUCAGAGUUGAAAUCGACAAAGUUGAAAUAAUUUGUCAUGCAUAAAAUGGAUGCCAGUUGGAACCCAGUUUCCAAGUGGCGCAUGACAAAUCUUGGUGGCCCUUAAAUCCAGUUUGUCAUGCUGUUUAGGCAAAGAAGAGCGAUUUUAUCAUGCUACUUUAGCAGCUCGAGCUGUAACCCCAAACAGGCUUACAAUCGGCCUCACUUGCCUGCUCUGCAACACACGUACCUCGGGUCAUGCAUUUUAUGCAUUACAAAUUAUGUCAACUUUGACGAUUUCAAACCUGACGCUUCCAUAACUACCAGAUGCACGACGGCAUGGCGAUCAAUUUCCUCGGCGACACGGCGGUUAUGCAUUGCAAAAGCAUCGUACUAGUAUAGAUUGCAUUACAAAUUAGCCCAGCAUUACAAAUUUAAUUUGUAAUUAUACAAGAGGUGAACACGCUCCACACGUUAAAGGUUAAGCUUGUCGCUUUUCGCUUCUUUGUCUUUCUAUUCGCGCUGUAACGUUACACUUGGGGCCUUGAGCGUCGACCUAAACCUUACGAAAAUUCCAAUCGUAAAGCCUACUAGUAUGCGGCCUUGCAGCUUUUUUCAAAAUGUCGCUGAGAAGAAAAUUGUCCAUUUUGCCACAUGUGCCCGCUUUAUCGUGUUUCGCAUCAAACACGCAUGAAGCUGCAUUCGAAAAACAGUCGCAGUUUGAACUUCAACAUCAAAACCAUCUUUGCGUUUGCCGCUCGAAAAUAAGAACUUCUUUGUAUACGCCGCUUCGAAGUGAGAACAUCUUUACAGUGGAAUUUUCUUAAGAUUUAAUUUGUGCCUUCGAUCAUCAUCAUCAUCAUCUUCUUCUUUCUUUCCUUCAUCGCUGCUUCUUGGUAUUCGGAACGAGUGGAACAUGUUCAACAUCUUUUCUGGUAAAAAAUCCACCCGCGCCGUCGCACUUCGUAAUCUUGCAUGUUACUGGUAGCACUUCACUUUGUGCAGCCUUGUACCGUGUCGCCCAACCUUCCUCUCCAAAAAGUUCCCCUUCACAAUGCAUUGCCACUCUGUAGGGUGCGACCGAUGCGUAGCCCGCACGCCUCCGGAUUUGUGCCCCGGAAUUCUUAAAAUAUAGUUAUAGCCUAGGACUGGCGAAGGGAAUUAUUAGUUUUAGUGCAGGAACUAAUGCCGGAUAGCGCCUAGCUAGGAUUUCAGUUAUUUUCCUCACCCGACCCGUGGCCGGGCUUCUCGUAUCUUUUUCUCUAGCUGGUGCCUCAUUAACUUGUAUUUCGCGUAGCAGUGGUAAUUUCGCGCGAACUUUUUUGCUACGCCGGCCCACUGAUCGCGUCUGACUUGUUUCUCGACAAAAACAGCCGCGAGCUGUUUCACUCCUUCAAGAAAGUCAGGCAACGUAUCGGAGUAUCGCAAAAGCCGCAGCAUUGCGCUGCCUGCCACAGCAAAUACUGUCUUUCUGUGUAUGUUCGAGUCCAUGCACGGAAAUCGGAAAACCUUGAAAGAGAAACCAUUCCGCUUGUCAUAUAGCUUGAUCUGCAGUCUGCCCCCCCUGGUAAUCGAAAAAGUCAGGUCCAUGAAGUUGACCCGGCGCCUAGUGUCCUUCGAAUCUUUUUCGCAUUUUAGUGCCCCGUAGACUUUUUCAGGCAAAAACUCCUUGAGCAAGAGAUUUGUAAUGCAUAAACGCAAUUACUACGAUGCGCGCCACGAUCAACUACCAGAUGCACGACGGCAUGGCGAUCAAUUUCCUCGGCGAAACGGCCGUCGGUGGGGAGGAGUUCGACUUUCUCGUAUCCUGAAGAAAAACGUCCCCACCCCAUAGUUCUCAUGCAAAUCUGCAUGCUCGAAUGAAAUGUUUCUCAUGCGGAGCCCCAUGCGAAGCAUUUCCCACUCGUGUUUUUUGAAUUUGUAUGUAAUGCUGCAAUCAGCAUGCUCUGCUAGAUCUGUGAUGCUGCUGGACUAGGUAAAGGCAAACAGGAUUACACUACGAGGACAAACUUUUCGUGCGAAACAAUCAAAGCUGGCUGAUUUGUCUAGCGGAUUUCCCAUCUUGACUAUGGGGUGGGGACGUUUUUGGUCAGGAUAUCUCGCCCAGAUGGUUCCCCACCACAAGGGCGCCAGCGACAUGUGCGACGUGUGGCGCAAGGCGUCGGAAGAAAGAGCUGCUGCUUAUGAUUCAGCGGGAGUGGUGACCCAGCACAACACGGGGAUCGCGUCUCUCUGCUACAACAUCACGUUUGGCGCUCAGAAGUGGGGUGUGUGGCAGUCCGACUUUUCGCAACCGGGGGAAGCGAAGCAAAUGACGGACCAAAUCGCGCGGUUGGGAAUGACCAUGCGGUACAACCACAAAUGCGGUGGGGAGUCGGCGUGCUACCGAAAUGUCAGCAUCAACAACGCAAAUUACUUCGUUGCGCAGGGGAAUAGCACUACGAUGAUGAGUGGCAGUGGGGGGCAACACAGCAUGUUGCUCAGAAAUUUGGUGGCGGAACAAGACGAGCUCGAGCAACCGAAAAUCCUAAAUGCAGCGGAGUUGUCACGACCUGGCGCACCAUUGGGAGGUGCUAGCGCGACGAGUGAAAAUGAACGCAGUGCGCAUCCGCCACAGCUGUGGUCUUCCUCGUUGAGCAGUACUUCUUCAAAUACCGAGAUGAACUUGAAGCACUCGGAAACACCCGCAAUAGACGAAGAACCAGAACGGUCUUCUUACGGCGAGCCAGGCUCUUCCUUUCCUGCGGAUGAAGACACGGCGGCAAGAACCAGAAACCUGAUGACCGGCGGCCACAGUGGGCACCAUGGGGCCAGCGGAAGCGGCACUUCUGCCCAACAUUCGGGUAUGUUCAUGGGUUGCAACCUCCAGCCUUCGUUCAAGGACAAAUCGACUUCUGAGUACAUUCAGCUGAACAUGAAGAUGCACACGGAAAUGGCCUUCAACUGGACGAACAGCACGGACGUCGACUUCCUGCUGGGCAUGAUUCCCCACCACCAGGCAGCACUGGACAUGUGUGCGAUAUACUACAAGUACUGGGCCUGUGCGCCGGCCACGUCUGUCACCGAGUCCUGCAAACUCGCGAAUCUGCAGUCCGCCUCACAAACGGGCCUGACACUGACCGAAAUCCAAACGAAAAUCAGCCAGGGGCUAAUCGCGGAUAUCCCGAUGCUGAACUACAUGUACCACAUCUGCACCGGGCACAUCUUGGAAACGCAACCCGCGGAAAUUACUUGGAUGAAGGGGGAGCUGGAGCGGCUGUGGGUUUCGGAAAACCUGGGGAUGAGCAUGACGGCAGACGCGAUUCUCGCUGCAAGAAAAUGCAGCAGCAAUCAUGGGCACCACGACAGCGCCGGGAGUGGCAUGACCAUGUUGCAGAAUUACACUUUGGAGUGCGACAUGACGGGGGCAUCGAGCGGGAUGAACGGGGGACACCAUCACCAUCAGAUGGGCAUGGGAGCAAGCGGCUCUGGUACCAUUACGGUAUCCUCGGACGCCACAUCAAGGAGGAGCGCUGGCGCUGUGUUAUGGAGCGCAGCGUUCAUUAUUGUUUCUCUGCUGUACUUGUUCGUAGGUCCUUUUUCUCUAUUGCUGUGCCAAUAACGGCAUAUGAAAGAACGAAAAUGGAUUUCGUAAAAAUAUCAGGUUCCAACGGCAGAGGACUCAUGACUUUUUGUUUUUUCUGAUUGUGAUUGCGACCAUACAGCUUCUUGUCUUUUUUUAUACAUUUCUAUUCCUAGUAGUCCUACACCCCCAGUAUUGUACCGAAGGUUGUAACAAGUAGUUUGUACGUAGUUGGACGAGUAGUUGUUGAAGCCCCUGGAAGAAGAACUCGAGGUGGUUUACUGGAAUACGAUUUCUUGCAUGUGCAAAGAACAGACAGCUGUUUUCCUUUUCUGCAAAACGGAAUUGCAGCCAGGAGCGGACGACGCAAGUGAACAGUACUUCACGAGAUAGUUUCGCUUGACACAGUACCACCUUGUUGAGG
This is a messenger RNA of Amoebophrya sp. A120, 4337 nucleotides long. The record is from the annotation of a GenBank genome assembly. NCBI's taxonomy places the organism in Eukaryota, Dinophyceae, Syndiniales, Amoebophryaceae.